Helobdella robusta is the source of this 2021-nucleotide messenger RNA. RefSeq lists its product as hypothetical. Gene Ontology annotation, biological process: regulation of gene expression. The coding region runs from base 106 to 1047 and encodes 313 amino acids. The transcript is spliced from 10 exons. Gene Ontology annotation, cellular component: nucleoplasm. Gene Ontology annotation, molecular function: RNA binding. The record is from RefSeq and is a predicted model, not a curated record. NCBI's taxonomy places the organism in Eukaryota, Metazoa, Annelida, Clitellata, Rhynchobdellida, Glossiphoniidae.
CCUUUUAUAUUGUCGUAGUUAACUGUCUCCAUUUUAAAUUUAGUUGGUAGGCUAAGUUCAUCGUUUUUCAGUUAGUUCGAAGGCUUCUUCUAAUCAGUUUUUAAAAUGUCGAACGAUUAUGAUGGCGGUCAAAUGAAUGGAAAGGGCGUAAAUGAAAAUUCAAAAAUAUUUGUAGGAGGGCUGGCCCGAGAAACGACAGAUGAGGACCUUAGAAACUACUUUUCAAGCUUUGGUACAGUCUUAGAAUGUAAUCUAAAGAGAGAUUUCACAACGGGUGUAUCUAGAGGGUUUGCUUUUGUUUCAUUUGAAGAUCCAAAUGCUGUUGACUUGGUUGUUGCCAAAUCUACACACAUUCUUGGUGGUAAAGCCAUAGAUCCCAAAAGAUUAAAAUCCAAAAAUGCUCUGGAAGGUUGCACAAAGGUUUUUGUCGGUGGUGUUGAUCCUAAUUUACCCGAAUCAGACAUCAGGGAAUAUUUUCAACAAUUUGGCAAGAUUGAGUCAAUGGAUCUGCCAUAUGACAAAGAGAAGAACCAACGAAGAGGCUUUUGCUUCAUAAACUUCGAGAGUUCAGACGCGGUUGACAUGCUCUGCACGAAAAGUAAACACCCGCUGGGUGAGAGAGAGGUGGACGUGAAGCGGGCUACACCACAGGACCCGAAGAUGGGUGCAUUCAAGGCGGGCAUGAGAGGAGGCAGCCGAGCGGGAGGAGGAAUGCCGUUCGGUAUGCCCGACUAUGGCGCGAGAGGUGGUAGAGGAGGUGGAGGAGGCAGCAGUUUCCAGGCUCAGCCAGCUGCUGUUGGUGGCUACCCACCCUACUACAACUACGCCGGCUACUAUGGACAGCAAGCAGUCGGUGUUGCUACUGCUGCCGGGGGCUAUGCAGCCGCUGCUGGGGGGUACGGAUUUGGAGGGGGUUAUUCAACUGAUUCUUAUUCUGGUUAUCAGGCUGCUAACGGUAGGUCAUAUGGAAUGCCAAAAGCCGGAAUGUCUAAUGGCAAAACAGCUCCAACACGUGGUGGAUUCAACGAUAGAUAUCAACCAUAUUAGUGAUGAUAUAGAUGAUAUAUAUAUUUAUAUAUAUACAAGGAUGUGAUGAUAUAUAGGAUGAUAUAUCUAUAUACAAGUCAUUGAUUGCUCUUCCAUUCGUAUGUUGGAUGUAUGAUAUAGUGUCAUUGGUUGUUUGAGUGUGUUGAUGACUUGAUGAUGACCUCUUGAUGAAUAAUUAGGAAAGUAUAUAUAUGUGUGUGUGUGUGUGUGUGUGUGUGUGUGUGUGUACGACUUUUUAGAUUUAGCAGGUGUCAACUCCCUCAAUUAUUUCUGUCAUGUUUAGUUUUCAUCACUAUUUCUUAACAUAUGUGUGUCUGUGUUAUUUGUAUUAGUGUGUAGGUGAGCCAAUUUUUAGCUAGCUGAUCGGUUUGGCUUUUAUUGUGUUGAUUCAUAUUGGUUGGUCAUUCAACCAAUCGUUUUGACUAAUGUUACAAUGUCUGAGGAGAAGUUAAGAUGAUUAAUGUCUCGGCUUAAUGAUGUUGUUGUCAUUAUAACUACUCGUAUAUAUUGAUGCAGCACACAUAUACACAUGUACGGACACAUGUAUACACACAUAUACACACACGUACAUACACACAUAGAGACAGUUACAGAAAUUUAUUUACAGUUGAAGUUUUUAAUUCUAAUCUAUCGUUCGUUUAUUUGAAAGAUGCGUACGUACAUCUCCAAAUCAUUUUGAGUUCAGUUCAGAAGGGGCCAAAUCUAAUAAUAAUAAUGAGUAAAAAAUUCAUUUAAUUUUGUUAUCAUACAUUUGGAUUUUACCUUUUAUAUGUGUAUAUAUGUCAUAUAUAUAUAUAUAUAUAUAUGUGUGUGUGUAUAUAGAUAUAUAUUUGUGUAUAUAUAUUUAUAUAUAUAUGUAUGCAUUUUCAAAUGUUUUGCAUUUUGUUGAUGCAAGAUGAUGUAUAUGAGCGUUCGUACGUACGUACAUACAUACAUGUGUAUUGAUUGAUCUGUAUAUAAAAUAAGCUGAAAAU